This is a messenger RNA of Trichechus manatus latirostris (Florida manatee), 1439 nucleotides long. RefSeq names its product olfactory receptor 10V1-like. Gene Ontology annotation, biological process: G protein-coupled receptor signaling pathway. The record is from RefSeq and is a predicted model, not a curated record. Bases 84 to 1439 code for a protein of 451 amino acids. NCBI's taxonomy places the organism in Eukaryota, Metazoa, Chordata, Mammalia, Sirenia, Trichechidae. The transcript is spliced from 4 exons. Gene Ontology annotation, molecular function: odorant binding; G protein-coupled receptor activity; olfactory receptor activity. Gene Ontology annotation, cellular component: membrane.
GGUAAGACAUUGCCAUCACUUUCAUCCUGAAGACACAGCACUUUCUUUCCUAAUGUAUUUUCUCUUUUGUCCUAGAAAAUCCAAUGUGUCAAUGUGGUUUUAUGAGGGAUAAAAACCAAACUGGAGAGAUCCAGUUCCACUUUCAGCCAUUUUCACCUACCCUGAAGGUACAGAUGUUUAUUUAUGUGAGUUUCCUGUUAAUGUAUAUCGGCAGCCUCAUUGGUAAUGCCACAGUCCUUCUCACUGUCUGGGCUGAGCGUUCACUCCACACUCCCAUGUAUUUCUUUCUGGCCAAACUGGCAGUUCUGGAAAUCUUUUAUUCUUCUACUAUUGCCCCUCUGGCCUUGGUCAACCUGCCAACCAUGGGGAGAAUACCCAUCUCUUUCACCGGCUGUGGCAUACAGAUGUUCUUCUUUGUCUUUCUGGGCAGUGCUGACUGCAUCCUCUUGGGAAUCAUGGCUUAUGAUCGGUUUGUAGCUAUCCGGGAUCCCUUGUCUUACACCCUUGUCAUGAGAUGGCUGCUGUGUGCCCAGCUGGCUGUGGGGGCCCUCGUUCUGGGUUUCAUUCUAGCCUUAUUACCGACAUUUUUUAUUUUCCAUCUGUCAUUUUGUGACCACAAUAGAAUCACUCACUUCUAUUGUGAUGUACUCCCUAUUUUGCGGUUGGCAUGUGGAGAUACUCGAAUGCCAGAAGCCAUGAUCUUCAUCACCAGUGUCAUCACUCUUACCAUCCCCUUUUCCCUUAUCUCCAUCUCAUACAUCUUCAUUACAGUUACCAUUUUGAAGAUCCGCUCAGCAGAGGGACGGCACAAAGCCUUCUCUACUUGCUCGUCUCAUCUGACUGUGGUUCUUCUCCAGUACGGCUGUUGUAGCCUUAUCUAUUUACGCCCAAGCUCCAGCUACAACCCAGAAAUGGGACGUGUAGUUUCUGUUGUCUACACCUUUGUUACACCCAUCUUGAAUCCUUUAAUCUACAGUAUGAGAAACAAGGAGCUGAAAGAUGCACUAAAUAAGAUAAUUAAAAGACAUCUCCGACGUGAGCGCGGGGCGGGCAAGGAGAAGUGGGGGGCGGAGCUCCAAGUACCCGACUCGCAGGAAGCCCCCGACGGGCAACGCCUGCGCAGUCUCUCGCCACGGGACCUCCUUCCCGCCGCCGAGACUAGGAAGCGGGACACCAAAUCCGUCCCCGCGCAGCCGCCGCCGCCCGGCUCGUUGGAGGAUUGUCCUCUAGAUGAAGAUGAAGAUGCAUUUCAGGGCCUAGGAGAGGAAGAUGAAGAGAUUGAUCAGUUCAAUGAUGAUACAUUUGGGUCAGGUGCAGUUGGAGCAGCAAGAAAAGUUUUUGAGGUAGAAGCUAGACCCAUUAUGGCAGGGAGCCAAGGCCUUUUGGAUUACAGCCGUGGUUCAGGAGAUGAGAUCGUCCGAGAGGAUGACAUGAUCUAA